Molecule: messenger RNA, 426 nt
Organism: Colletotrichum gloeosporioides
Lineage: Eukaryota; Fungi; Ascomycota; Sordariomycetes; Glomerellales; Glomerellaceae
Exons: 1
Coding region: 1-426 (141 amino acids)
Source: RefSeq, a predicted model, not a curated record
AUGGCUUCCUCAUCGUCAUCGCUGUUGCCAUCACCUCCGUUACCAUCCUCUUCCGCCUCUGCUCCCGAUUCGCCCUCGCUAAUACUGCACGCGUCGUCUCCGCCAACUUAUCCACACUUUGGUUCCGCCGUUCCGAUCAUACUCUGGAAUAUUGAUACCAAUACUUGUCAUACCUUUAAUGAGGACCCGCCGGAAUACAUCACUCUCUCACACAGCCACGAAGAAGACACCGAAGAAGAUAUCGAGACCUUGAGACUCGACUUCAUAACAUACGUGGCAAAAGAGCAUUGUAUUAGUUACGCCUGGCUUGAUCCACAUUGCAUGGGCCAGACACAGGACGAGAUUAGUCGUUCUGUUGAGUCCAUGUUCAAGUACUACCAGGGAGCCAGGUUCUGCUGCGUGUGGCUUCGCGGCCUGGGCAUUUAG